AUGGCCGAUGCCUUUAGUGAUAGAGCAAUGUUUUAUCUGAGAGUGAUGUUUGCUUGGUUUUUAAGGAUAUUUGAUAAUGGUAGUCUUCUAGCUGAGUUACAAGUUAAGCCAACCUGGGUUGAUCAGAUUAGAGUUAAGCAGUUGAGUGAUGAAUCUCUGGUUCCUCAUUUUCGUCAUACUGAGGAUAGUAGAACUUCUAAUUUUGGACUGAAUAGUGACGGGGUUUUGUAUUUUAGGUGUUGGAUCUGUAUGCCUAAUGAUGUUGAGUUGCGGCUGUCAAUUAUGCGAGAAGCACAUAGUAGCCUUUAUGCUAUGCAUCCCUGUGGGAAUAAGAUGUACAGAGAUCUCCAAGAAUCUUCACAAGGCUCUGAGUACCCGAUUGGAUUUCAAUACUGCGUAGCAUCCUCAGAUAGACUGUCUGAUCAUGUUAUUCAGAUUCUAGAGGAUAUGUUGCGGAGUUGUGUAAUUAACUUCUGGGGUAGUUGGGAGGAUUAUCUGUCGCUAGCUGAGUUUGCGUGUAAUAACAACUUUCAGGUCAGCAUUCAGAUGGAACCUUACGAGGCUUUUUAUAGCCCUACUGGUCGACAUAAAUCUUAUACAGAUUUAAAAAGGCAUGAUAUUGAGUACUCUGUAAGUGAUCAAGUAAUUCUGAAAGUGUCUCCAUGGAAAAAGGUUUUCCAGUUUGGACGUAAGGACAAGUUAAGCCCAAGGUUCAUUGGACCUUAUCAUAUUUUGAAAUGUAUCAGAUCUAUUUCUUAUCAGAUAAAGUUACCUGCUAAGUUAAAUCGUAUUCAUGACGUGUUCCACGUCUCUAUGUUGAGACGAUAUCAGUCUGACCCCUCGCAUAUUGUCCCUGUUGAGGAGAAUUUGACUUUUGAGGAGGAACAUGUUCAAAUUCUAGACCAAGAUGUAAAGGUCUUACAGAGGAAAAUCAUUCCUCUGGUUAAGAUCCUGUGGCGGAAUCAUGACAUCGAAGAAGCCACUUGGGAGCCUGAGGAUUCAAUUCGUCAGUAA
Molecule: messenger RNA, 1014 nt
Organism: Gossypium raimondii (Peruvian cotton)
Lineage: Eukaryota; Viridiplantae; Streptophyta; Magnoliopsida; Malvales; Malvaceae
Exons: 3
Coding region: 1-1014 (337 amino acids)
Molecular function (GO): nucleic acid binding
Source: RefSeq, a predicted model, not a curated record